ACUCAUUCGUAAAUACCAAAUUAGCGUCAGUGCGCGAGUCUGAUCUGAUCUCCGCUGCUGUGAUUCCCUGACGCCGAGAUUUGCACUGUUGCACUAUUAGACAUUGUGCUUCCUCUCUGUUCUCUGAGUUUCCCUCCCUGCCUACGAAGUCUCCAUGGGAAGAGUGUGCCAUGGCAGCGACGAUCUCCACCUCCAUAAACAUUAAAGAGCCGCGCUGGGAUCAGGGAACAUUCGUGGGUCGAGCCAAGCAUUUCUUCACCGUCACAGACCCCAGAAACAUCCUGCUGUCCAACAAACAACUAGAAAAAGCACAUCAGAUUAUUCAGGAUUACAAGAAAGGCGUGGUAGCAGCAGAUCUCACAGAGGAUGAAUUAUGGAGGGCGAAAUAUGUUUUUGACUCCGCCUUCCAUCCAGACACAGGAGAGAAAAUGCUGCUGAUUGGUCGCAUGUCAGCUCAGGUGCCCAUGAACAUGACCAUCACUGGAUGCAUGAUGACCUUCUACAGAACGACUCCAGCGGUUCUGUUUUGGCAGUGGAUCAAUCAGUCCUUCAAUGCAAUAGUCAACUACACCAACAGGAGCGGAGACGCACCAAUCACAGUCAACCAGCUUGGGACAGCGUAUGUAUCAGCCACCACUGGCGCAGUGGCUACCGCUUUAGGACUGAAUGCACUAGCAAAGCAUGUGUCUCCACUCAUAGGACGCUUCGUCCCGUUCGCUGCUGUCGCUGCUGCUAACUGUAUUAAUAUUCCACUCAUGAGACAACGGGAACUCAAACAUGGUAUUCCAGUAACGGAUGAGAAUGACAAUCGAUUAGGAGAAUCUUCAAAGGCAGCUCAACAGGCCAUCACACAAGUGGUGGUGUCCCGAAUCCUCAUGGCUUCUCCGGGAAUGGCCAUUCCUCCAUUUUUAAUGAACUCUUUGGAAAAGAAAGCUUUCCUGAAGAGGUUUCCAUGGAUGAGUGCACCCAUUCAAGUUGGCUUGGUUGGGUUUUGCCUGGUGUUCGCAACCCCGCUGUGCUGUGCGUUAUUCCCACAAAAGAGCUCUAUGGCAGUGAGCCGCCUGGAGCCGGAGUUGCAAGAGAAGAUUCGAGCCAGUCAUCCUGGAGUAGAGACGGUUUAUUUCAACAAAGGACUGUAGAAACAAACCCCGGUGAACCUGCUUACUGCUGUAAAAGUUUCACGUACCAUCUAAAAACAUCUCUUUGUGUGCCAAAGUUCACCCGUUCCUCUCCAGGACAUCCCGACUCAGUCAUUUUGUAAGAGAUUUUUUUAAUUUUAUUUCCGUUUUAAUUGUUUUUAAGCUGAUUAUUGUUGUUGCCGAUCUGUGUCUUUUGUCUGACGUGUAUGACGGUGCUCUCUGCUGUUUAUAUGUACACGCUCUAGAAAAUGCUGGGUUGCUGUAACUCUUGAUACCUUUUAGAAAUAUUAACCAUCUCUGAUACCGUGAGGGGAAAAGUAAUCCCAAAACAUUAAGAGCUUACAGUUUUGAUUUGAUUCAUUUCAAGUAGUAUAACCCACUCUUUCAAACGCAUUUGGAAACACAAAUGGAUUUCAUCAUAAUCAAUAAAACAUCUUCAUAUCUGUGUAAACUCACAAAUAACUAUUGAUUUUAAUUAGUUGGAAAUGGAGCAGGAUGAAGCACAAGGUUAUCCGCUUGUUAAGUCAUGACAUGAAAUACUGUUUCCGGCUCCAAGCUGCUACUCAUUUUGAUAUUCGUUUAUGACCACUUUUUAGACAUAUCACACAUUAAAGUGAAUUUUAUAUAAAAUCAUGAAGUACACAACAGUCUUUGGACUUCUGCAUUACAGGCACCAAUAUUUUAACAAUUUCUAAAAAUAUUUAAAAAAACACUUUCUGCCAAUCGGGUAUUAGGUAUGGAUGGAGACAGACAGACAGACAGACAGACAGACAGACAGACAGACAGACAGACAGACAGACAGACAGACAGACAGACAGACAGACACACACACACACACACACACACA
Danio rerio (zebrafish) is the source of this 1986-nucleotide messenger RNA. Lineage: Eukaryota; Metazoa; Chordata; Actinopteri; Cypriniformes; Danionidae. The record is from RefSeq and is a predicted model, not a curated record.